Molecule: messenger RNA, 1081 nt
Organism: Owenia fusiformis
Lineage: Eukaryota; Metazoa; Annelida; Polychaeta; Sabellida; Oweniidae
Source: the annotation of a GenBank genome assembly
UGUAGGAUCACAAAAGUCGAGGUUAUCAAACGCUUAGAUAUUCCAUUAUUAGUGGGAGUUCUCUGUGUUCUUUUGCGGUGUAACAUCUACUUUGAGCAUUUGUAAUUUUCUGUUUGGGACAAAAUAGUUUUGAACGCUGUAUCUUUAAAAAAGUUUAAACUCAUGCAUAACAAAUGUGAUGAAUAAUUUGGCAGGUUUCAUUGAAGUAUAUGAAUACAUGACGUGCGAGUAAACAUGAAAUAGUGCUGAAACAACUAUUCAUUAUAAAAGUUACUUUGUUCAGAGCUAGGAUGACAUGGUUAUAAACAGCAGGGACCCUUUAGAAGUUCGAAUUUCUUAAUCCUGACAAUUGCGAAAAGAUCAUGGAUGCUAGAACAGGUUCCAUUGAAGGAGAAUCCACUCCAUUGCUAUUUUCAACACGGCCCAAGAAACCAGCCUUAUGCAUACAGCUAAGUUCCGUGUUGGUUGCAUGCAUUGGCUCAGUGUCUGUAGGGUUGGUGCUUGGCUAUUCCUCUCCGGCACUGAUUGAAUUGAAGACAGAAUUGACCGCGGAUCAGGCCUCUUGGUUUGGGUCUUUGCCUACGCUUGGUGCUUUAGCUGGUGGACCGAUUGGAGGAUUUAUGCUUGAUUUAGUUGGGAGGCGCACGGGGAUAGCAUUCGCGUCGGUCCCUCUAGUUGCAGGCUGGUUGCUGAUUGUGUAUUCCCAGGGUUAUCUCUGGCUGUACGCUGGGCGUAUACUCACUGGAAUAGGCAUGGGAAUGGUAUCACUAAGCGUGCCAGUCUAUAUAGGAGAGGUUGCAUCUAAGGAAUACAGGGGUGUGCUUGGAGCGUUGAAUCAGCUUGGAGUGGUAAUCGGAGUCCAGAUUGUGUACGCAUUGGCAUUUAUUGUACAUUGGCGAUGGAUGGCUUUUGUAUGUGCAUCGUUGGCGACAUGUAUGUUACUUGGAAUAAUUUUUGUACCCGACUCACCAAGAUGGUUACUCAAGCAUAAAUACCAUGGCGAAGCUGUUUCAUCUUUGAAUAAACUUCGUGGGGAUAAAUAUGAUAUUGAAGGCGAGCUAUUAGAAAUGGAGGCCAAUCU